UUGAAAAUAACAUUCAAUUGUUUGUUGCUUGAAGUUAUCCCACAAGACCCAUACAUUGAACUGGGUUCUGAUAUCAAGAUCUUGUUCAAGAGUAAAGCAUUAUCGAACAGCCAUGGGCAAAUCUACUGGACUUUAAAUAACAAACGGAUAAAUGAAGGCUUCUAUGAAACCAUCAACUCCACCUCUUCUGCUGUAUACCUUCAUAAUUUUACUCUUCAGAAAGCAGUUGUGCAAUGUCACAGCAUGACUGGACAAGUCUUGGGUGGAACCAUUAUCAGAACAUACCAGAAGCCCACCAACAUAUCAUGUAUCACAUACAUUUCAAAAAAGAAGGUUAUGUGUAAUUGGGUGUUGUACUCUUCAAUGAACGUGAACUACAUUGUGUAUAGGAAAUGCAUUGGGGAGUUGUACAAUGUCAGCUGCAGCACAGACAAACUGUCUUGCACCUUUGACAGAACAUCAUCUAAUCCCUGUACUGUCACUGUGAGAGCCAAAACCAUAGCCUGGGAAGUUGAUUCAAACUCGUAUCAAUUAGACUUAUGGAAUACAGUUAAGCCUGAACCUCCAGAGAAUGUCAAAGCAGAUAUGAUUCCUUUCUCUAACCAUUUGAAAGUUAAAUGGGACAGACCAGAGGGAAAAUCUUUUUACUUCUCCAUUAUAAACUGUCAAGUUAAGUAUGCUCAGUAUAUGGUAAAUACAACAAUAGAUAAACAGGCUCUCAGUGGCAAUCUGACCAUUGAGGUAAUGGAGCCAUGCACCAACCACACCAUCUCUGUUCGAUGUAAUUUGGGCAAAGGUCACUGGAGUGAAUGGAGCCGGGAGGCAACGGUCCUAUCUCAUCUGAAAGUGAAUGCUGUUCAGCUCCAUCUAUGGAGAAAGAUAGAGGCACCAGAUGAUUCUGGGACAAGAAGAGUGUUGUUUAUGUGGAAGGGGAUUUCAGCUUUGUGCAAGGCUAUAGAUGGGUACAGCCUAGAAGUUUUUUCUGGUGGCAGUCUAAAACCCAGUAGCCUUUUUAACACAACUCAGGAUACACUUUCUGUUCUCCUGGGCAAGGCAGCACACAUAGUCACCCUCACUGCCUUUCAUGGUGACAUCCUAUUUCAAGAACAGUCAACAUAUGUGCCUGCCACCGGAGAGAGUCUCCCCCAAGUUAAGGAACUCCAUGCCUUGGUCCUCCGUGGUGAUUUUGUGGUCACCUGGGCUCCUCCUGACCAGCCUGUCAGUACCUAUGUUGUGGACUGGAACACGGAAGUGGGCCCACACAACUGGAUAGACACCAGGAACACAAACAUCUUACUAACUGGGCUGCUAUCAUGUCAACUAUACAAUGUGUCAGUCACCCCACUCUUCCAUGACAGAUCUGGACAGGAAAACAGAGUUCAGAUAUGCUCUAGCGAAGGAGUUCCAGGAAUUGUCUCUACUGAUGUCAUCCCCCAAGAUAUAAGUGCUCGGGUAAACUGGACUGUGUUGCCAAAGACCGAAUGUCGCGGGGCAGUCGUCAACUAUACUGUGUUCUACUGGAACAACAUUGGCCCUAAACUCAAUAUAACUGUAGAAAGACAUAAGCAGGAAGUCCUUUUGGAGGGCCUCCAGCCAGGCAUGCAUUACAGCUUCUACGUCACAGCCAACACUGUCACCCGGGCAACCAACAGCAGUGUGACUUCCUUUUUCACCAACAAAUAUGAUCUUUUCUUUAUUAAAACACUUAGUGUCUGCGGAGGCCUUUUCAUAAUCUGUGUCCUCUUUACUGGACUCUGCUGCGUCAUCCAGUGGAAGAGUAUCCUGGGAAAGAUGGUGCCUGACCCUGGUCACAGUUCCUUGGCUCAGUGGCUCUCUCAGAACUCCCAGCAGAAACAUUUCCUUAUGACUCAACAAAUGUGUCCCUCCAACAAACCUCAUGAACAUGAGAAGAUCUACCACUGCAAGGUGGACACAAUGGCAAGUGACAGUAGCUUUGAGUCUGGUGGAGAUAAGGAACAACCGGCUGGAGCCAUGAAGUUCAUCGGUGCCCAACCUGAGGAAGAGCUGAGCUCUGGUUGUGGUAGCAGGACCUUUUGUGAGUGGGAACCCAGAGAGGAGAGAUUUGACGCUGACCCGAACCCUCCUAGCCUCCAGACACCAUGUGGGGAGGACAAAAUGAAGACAAUGACUUUUGAGGACUCUUUUAAACCACAAGCCUUGAAUACUUGUGUCCACAGCCCUUAUUGGAACCAAGAUCCCGUGGAGAGAUUAGGUGCAUGGACAGGAGAGACGAGGUUGCUUUCCAACAAAGAGUAAGCAUAUAUGACUUUGGAUACGUUACAACAGAGCAAAGGGUAAAAGAGAAGAGAAACCAACGUUUAACCACACUCCUUCUGUAAUUUAUUUGGACGGAUGCAAUUUUGGGGCCUGGGAAGCUUUGUAACACAGGUACAAACAUGGUAUAUUUUAAAAUAAAAAAAGAAACUGAUCAAU
Messenger RNA from Osmerus eperlanus (European smelt), 2454 nucleotides. RefSeq names its product interleukin-31 receptor subunit alpha-like. The record is from RefSeq and is a predicted model, not a curated record. Gene Ontology annotation, molecular function: cytokine receptor activity; cytokine binding. The annotation marks the transcript as partial. Lineage: Eukaryota; Metazoa; Chordata; Actinopteri; Osmeriformes; Osmeridae. The transcript has 14 exons. Gene Ontology annotation, biological process: cytokine-mediated signaling pathway. Gene Ontology annotation, cellular component: signaling receptor complex; external side of plasma membrane.